Molecule: messenger RNA, 1573 nt
Organism: Leopardus geoffroyi (Geoffroy's cat)
Lineage: Eukaryota; Metazoa; Chordata; Mammalia; Carnivora; Felidae
Product: acyl-coenzyme A thioesterase 6-like
Exons: 3
Coding region: 143-1522 (459 amino acids)
Biological process (GO): fatty acid metabolic process; acyl-CoA metabolic process
Molecular function (GO): fatty acyl-CoA hydrolase activity
Source: RefSeq, a predicted model, not a curated record
CUGGCCCUCCAAGCUCAAUUUGGCGUCCUCCUUGGCCGCACAGGGCUUUCAGCCUGAGGCAACCUGCCACUAGAGGGUCUCUACUGGUUUCUAACUUUCUCCACGGUGUUCAUUGAAACGAGGUCAAAAGUCAACAGACAAAAUGGUGGCCUCCUCUGCGGCCAUACUGCGAGCUUCUGGACUCCGCCGAUGGGGUCAGCUGCCAGGCUCUCCAGCGCUAUGGUCUUGUGGCCGGGUCUCGUGGGCACCUGCCCGGAGGACAGCGACCUGGCGCCUGGAGCCCGCGGGCCGCUGCGGGUGGGACGAGCCCGUGCACAUCGCGGUGCUCGGCCUCGCGCCGGGACAGCCUGUCACGCUGCGCGCGUCCCUGCGCGACGAGAAGGGCGUGCUCUUCCGGGCCCACGCGCGGUAUCAAGCGGACGCCGGCGGCCUCCUGGACCUGGCGCGCGCGCCCGCGCUGGGCGGCAGCUUCACGGGGCUCGAGCCCAUGGGGCUGCUCUGGGCCCUGGAGCCCGAGAAGCCCUUGGUGCGGCUGGUGAAGCGGGACGUGCAGACGCCCUUCGCGGUGGAGCUGGAGGUGUUCGAGGGCCACGAGCCCGACGCCGGGCGGCUCCUGGGCCGGGCGGUGCUGGAGCGCGACUUCUUGCGGCCGGGGAUGCGGCGGGUGCCGGUGCGCGCGGGCCGGGUGCGCGGCACGCUCUUCCUGCCGCCUGGUGCAGGACCCUUCCCUGGGAUCAUCGAUCUGUUUGGGAGUGGUGGUGGCCUUUGUGAAUACAGGGCCAGCCUCCUGGCUGGACAUGGUUUUGCUGUGCUUGCUUUGGCUUAUUUCAAAUUUGAAGACCUCCCUGAAUCUUUGGAUGAUGUGCGCCUGGAGUACUUUGAAGAAGCUAUAGACUUCAUGCUGCAGCAUCCAAAGGUGAAAGGCCCUGGUGUUGGGCUUCUUGGCUUCUCCAAAGGAGGUGACCUGUGUCUCUCAAUGGCCUCUUUCUUGAAGGGCAUCACAGCCACUGUACUUAUUAAUUCCUGUGUGGCCAACACAAUAUCUCCUCUGCAUUACAAGGAUAUGUUUAUUCCCAGUCUUGGCAGUGACCCAGGGAAACUUGUAGUUACUGAGUCAGGGGUUUUAAUUUUUUUGGGUGUUUGGGAUAAUCCACUGGAGGAACUCAACUAUCAAAGUAUUAUUCCAUUGGAAAGAGCCCAGGGGCCUUUUCUGUUUCUUGUUGGCAUGGAUGAUCAUAACUGGAAGAGUGAAUUCUAUGCUCGUAUAGCCUCUGAACGGUUACAAGCCCAUGGGAAAGACAGACCCCAGAUAAUCUACUACCCAGGAACUGGUCACUGUAUUGAACCACCUUAUUUUCCUCUUUGUAGAGCUUCUGUGCAUACAGUGUUAGGCAAAGCAAUACUCCAUGGAGGUGAGCCAAAGGCACAGUCAAGGGCACAGGUAGAUGCCUGGCAGGCAAUUCAAACUUUCUUCCAUAAACAUCUCAAUGGUAAAAAAUCUGUGCCGUCCAGCAAAAUGUGACAUUGUAAUCAUAGACCAGAUACUAUGAAUAAAAAUCUAAUUCAUACAACA